This is a messenger RNA of Mirounga angustirostris (Northern elephant seal), 3524 nucleotides long. RefSeq names its product CDK5 regulatory subunit associated protein 1 like 1 (gene CDKAL1). Gene Ontology annotation, cellular component: endoplasmic reticulum. Lineage: Eukaryota; Metazoa; Chordata; Mammalia; Carnivora; Phocidae. Gene Ontology annotation, biological process: tRNA methylthiolation. Gene Ontology annotation, molecular function: 4 iron, 4 sulfur cluster binding; tRNA (N(6)-L-threonylcarbamoyladenosine(37)-C(2))-methylthiotransferase activity. The coding region runs from base 280 to 1803 and encodes 507 amino acids. The record is from RefSeq and is a predicted model, not a curated record. The transcript has 15 exons.
GGUUUUGGUGUCUAUUUUCACUCCUGCAAACAUAGGAAUUCCAAGCGUAACCUUUACCAAAGUAAGUUAGACCUGAACUCGCACUUCCAGCGAUGAUGCAAUUUGGCCUCUCCGGGCCACCGUCGCCGAGCAUGCGCAAAUAGACGUGGCGGGACGUAUGUGUCAUGGCGAGCUCCAUCUGAAGCGUUUCCCGUAUCCGCAGAACGGCGUGUGGUUCUCUCACUUCGGACUGACUUUCCAGAGGAGUUGAGACUAAUUGCAGAUAAUCAAGUAGAGAAGAUGCCUUCUGCAUCCUGCGACACACUCCUGGACGACAUAGAAGAUAUUGUGUCACAGGGAGAUUUAAAGCCACAAGAUAGGCAUUCUGCGCGAAAGCACGUUGUUCCAAAGGCACGAAAGAGAAACACCCAAAAAUAUUUGCAAGAGGAAAACAGUCCACCAAGUGACAGCACUAUUCCAGGCAUACAGAAAAUUUGGAUGCGAACAUGGGGUUGUUCUCAUAAUAAUUCGGAUGGAGAAUAUAUGGCUGGACAACUAGCUGCUUAUGGAUAUGAAAUUACAGGUUUUACAGAGUUCUUCAUUGACUGUAGAAUUGUAUUGCUUUAUUUGAAGCAUUGGCGAGGUGUUACAGGGAAGCAGGUUGAGUGUACAUGUUUGCUUCAUCUUCAGAAGAGAAAGUUCCUGGAGAAGACCUACCCUUUCUGGAAUUGUUUCUGUUUGACCCAUCCUAUGCAAACUUACUCACUCAUGCAAACACUGGGUGCUUUAUACAAAUAUUGCCACCUGUAUUUUUUAUUUGUGUUUCUCAGAGGAGUUUUUGAAAAUGCAUCAGACGCCGAUUUAUGGCUCCUGAAUAGUUGUACCGUUAAAAACCCAGCUGAAGACCACUUUAGAAACUCAAUUAAAAAAGCUCAAGAGGAGAACAAGAAGAUAGUGCUUGCUGGCUGUGUUCCUCAAGCCCAGCCUCGGCAGGACUACCUUAAAGGACUGAGUAUCAUAGGGGUUCAACAGAUAGACCGAGUGGUAGAAGUUGUGGAGGAAACAAUUAAAGGUCACUCUGUGAGACUGCUGGGUCAGAAAAAGGAUAAUGGAAAGCGCUUGGGUGGAGCGCGAUUGGAUUUGCCAAAGAUCAGGAAGAAUCCACUGAUAGAAAUCAUUUCCAUCAAUACUGGGUGUCUCAAUGCUUGUACCUACUGCAAAACUAAACACGCCAGAGGAAAUUUGGCCAGUUACCCAAUUGAUGAACUGGUAGAAAGAGCCAGACAGUCUUUUCAAGAGGGUGUUUGUGAGAUAUGGUUGACCAGUGAAGACACAGGGGCUUACGGCAGGGACAUUGGCACCAAUCUCCCCGCACUGCUGUGGCAACUGGUUGAAGUGAUUCCUGAGGGAGCAAUGCUGAGGCUUGGCAUGACAAAUCCACCCUAUAUUUUAGAGCAUCUGGAGGAAAUGGCAAAAAUCCUUAAUCAUCCCCGAGUCUAUGCCUUUCUGCACAUCCCGGUCCAGUCUGCCUCUGACACUGUCCUCAUGGAAAUGAAACGAGAAUACUGCGUGGCUGACUUCAAAAGAGUAGUGGAUUUUCUGAAAGAGAAAGUUCCUGGAAUAACUCUUGCUACAGAUAUUAUCUGUGGUUUUCCUGGAGAAACAGAUCAAGAUUUUCAAGAAACAGUGAAGCUUGUGGAAGAGUACAAAUUUCCAAGCCUCUUUAUUAACCAGUUUUACCCAAGACCAGGAACUCCUGCUGCAAAAAUCCCACAGGUUCCAGCACAAGUGGAGUGGGAUUCAGAUGACACUGGGGAAAAAUAAUAAUCUGGUAGCACCUGUGUUGCUAAGAGAAAUCUUGGAUAUUUGAAAAGAAGGCAACAUUUAGACAUCUGUGAGCAAAAGAAGCUUCAUGUUUAGCUGAGUUCUGUAAUUUGUUACUUACUGGGGGCCCCACGUCUUCCCUUCUUUUCCAUGGAACAGAUUUGAUGUUUGCCAUCCAUCUGUCUAUUUCAGAUUUGUGUUGCUUUUACACAAAUGAACCUCAACUUAAUUUCAUCCUUACAUGUUCAGAAAUGUAUUAGAAUAAGAUAAUUUAAGAUGAAUGUGAAAAAGUUUGAGAUCCAGUAAAGGCAACCUGUUUUCCAGAAUGCCUCAGAAAUUAAUGUUCUUAAAGAUUUGUUGGCUAAAGAUGAAAAAAUGUUAAUAAGCUUUAAGAGGAAGUCAUAUGUUUUUAACUGAAAUUUUUGUUUUGUUUCAAAUAACUAAAAGAAAUUAUGCUCUACCAUUAAUUUUCCUCAAAGCUUACAUGAAUAAAUACUAAAAGGAAUAACCCAGAGCUUGUUAUUUUUUUCUAUUAUGCCAUAUGUGAAUAUCAAACAUAAAACAUACAGAUUUUUUAUUUCAACAUUUGGUUGAAAAACCAAAUAUAUUUUUUAUUUGUAUAUAUAGAUAGAUAUAAUAUAUUUUAAAGUCUGUUUUCCCCAAUAAAACUGAAGUGAAUAUCAUUCUUUGUUUUCUCAAAAAUUUUGACAUUUUUACUUGACGAGUUUCUGUGUAUACAAAGUAAGAAAACAUUUCACAGGUAGACUGUUUAAUUUUAUUUCUUAUUUAAUCCAUGAAGAAAGCAGAUUAUCGCACCAUGGGCAGUCAACUUUUCACAAACAUAGAAAUAAGUCAAAUUAAUUCCUUAUUUUUAUAUCUAAAUUAUAAUUGCUUUUUUUUUUUUUAAAGAUUUUAUUUAUUUGAGAGAGAGAGCAUGAGAGGGGGAGGGUCAGAGGGAGAAGCAGACUCCCUGCAGAGCAGGGAGCCGGAUGCGGGACUCGAUCCAGGGACUCCAGGAUCAGGACCUGAGCCAAAGGCAGUCGCUUAACCAACUGAGCCACCCAGGCGCCCUAAAUUAUAAUUGCUUUUAUUGCAUAUGGCAAAAUUCCCUUUUUUUGGUCUGCAGUUCUUCGAAUUUUGGCAAAUGCACCCACUAGUGUAACUGCUCCCACAGUUGAGGGCUGGAAUGGUUCCAACAGCUCUCCAGAAUGUCCUUUUUACUUUCUUGUAGCUCCUUCCUCCCUCCCUCCCCACGUCCUGGAAACUACUGAUCUCUUGUCCUUAGAGUUCAGUCCAUUCUUACUUAAACUUUACUUCUUUAAUAAGAAAGGUUUUUGAUUUGUAACAUACCCACAGAAACAUGUACAGCUGUACAUGUACAUUUUUCUAAAGUGAAUGCUCCCGUGUCCCCCCUGCACCACCCCCCCCCCCCCGGGGAAAAGGAAGAAACAGAACGUUACCAGUAGCCCAGAGCUCCCCAUCCUGCCCUUCCCAUUCCCUACCAGAAACCACUAUCCCUUAUGUUAACCCCAGACCUUCAUUUGCCCUGUUGUUAAACUUGAUAUAAAUGGAAGAAUUCAUGAGUGUUUGAAUGUCUGGCUUUUUGUGUGUUUAAUGUGGUAAUUCUUUUUAUUGUCCUUGUGUUUCAGUAAAAUUAAUAUUUGCCACACAGUUCUUGCCUGAAGUCUUAAGUUCACUGUUCAGGGUUAACAAGAAAUGGC